Molecule: messenger RNA, 1815 nt
Organism: Acanthocheilonema viteae
Lineage: Eukaryota; Metazoa; Nematoda; Chromadorea; Rhabditida; Onchocercidae
Source: the annotation of a GenBank genome assembly
AUGGCAAAGAAUAAUUGGGAGAGUGAGGAAUUAUCAGAGGUGGAUCAACUUUAUCAUCAUGAAAUAAUAUCUCCACCAUGUCGUGGUGCGGAUCUGCUGAGAACAGCUCGAUACAACAAGGAAAUGGCCUUCAGUCUACCUGAACGACAACAUUUGAGAAUCCAUGGCCUUCUACCAGCAGCAUUUGAAACCGAAGAAUUACAAGUUUAUCGAGUGAUUUGUCAAUUACGAGCAACAAAUGACGAACUUUUGAAAUAUAUUAUUUUAGAUAAUCUCCAGGAUCAAAAUGAGAAACUUUAUUACCGUGUUGUUACUGAUCAUGUUCGGGAGCUAUUACCAAUUAUUUAUACCCCAACCGUUGGCUUGGCUUGUCAAAAAUUUGGCCAUAUUUUUCGACGACCAAAAGGUAUUUUUAUAACAGUAAAUGAUAACAGUGUGAGCAAAAUCUACCAAAUAUUGAGUAAUUGGCCAGAAUAUGAUGUCAGGGCUAUCAUUGUCACGGACGGUGAACGCAUUCUCGGUUUGGGUGAUUUGGGUGCAUACGGUAUGGGCAUACCGGUUGGAAAGCUGUCGCUCUACGUGGCGCUCGGCGGCGUUCAACCCAGCUGGUGCCUUCCAGAAUUGUUAGAAGAUCCUUUUUACAUCGGAUUAAGACGGAAGCGAGUACGUGGCGCCGAAUAUGAUUUAUUGAUUGAUAAUUUUAUGAAAGCAUGUGUUAAAAGAUUUGGCCAAAAAACACUGAUACAAUUCGAGGAUUUUGCGAACACCAAUGCGGGGCGUUUAUUAGCGAAAUACAGAGAUAAGUAUGCAAUGUUCAAUGAUGACAUCCAAGGUGAGAAAGAUUGUUCAGACAUCUUACAAAUCAAAAGUGAUAAAACAAACUGCUCCAUUGUAGGAACAGCUUCCAUUGUUAUUGCCGGUCUGCUAUCAUGCGGAAAUAUUUUGCAAAGAAAAAUGAGCGAGCAAAUAUUUUUGUUUUUGGGCGCUGGGACGGCAGCGACAGGUAUCGCCGACAUGUGCGCAUUACAAAUGCAAUGUGAAGGCACAUCAGCAAAGGAUGCAUACAGACGGAUAUUCCUCAUCAAUAGCAAAGGAUUGAUUACUGUAAACAGUCCAAUAGUGAAGCCUGAGCAUGAGAAAUAUGCCAAAGAAAUGCCGCAUAUUAGCGAUUUGCUUGAGAUCAUCGAGAAAGUUCGGCCAACCGGUAUUAUCGGUGCGUCAACCGUGCGGGAUGCAUUCUCUCAACAAAUAAUACAGAAAAUGGCUGAGCUAAACGAACGGCCAAUCAUUUUUGCAUUAUCAAAUCCGACCAGCAAAUCUGAAUGUACUGCUGAAGAAGCAAUUCGAUACACUAAAGGAAAAGUAUUAUUUGCAAGUGGAAGUCCAUUUCCAGAAGUAAAUUAUGACGGAAAACGGUACAAGCCCGGACAAGGCAAUAAUUCGUACAUUUUCCCGGGAGUUGGUUUGGGGGUUGUGUUAUUUGAAGUGCGACAUAUCGACGAUGAAAUAUUUUUGAUCGCCGCGAGGAAAGUUGCAUCUAGCGUAACCGAACGAGACAUAAGUUUCGGUCGCAUUUAUCCGAGUCUUCGUAGAAUUCGAGAAAUUUCAGCUGCGAUAGCACUAGAAAUUGGACAAUAUAGCUAUAAGCACGGAAUAGCUGGUCUAUAUCCGGAACCGGAAAAUAUGAAAAAAUAUAUCCAGUCACAGAUUUAUUCGAUACAUUACGACGAAUUGAUCUGCGAACAAUACAAUUGGCCAAUUGAAGAUACGAAGAGAAACAUUUCUGUUCCGUCAACCGAUGAGAACAGUAACUGA